Molecule: messenger RNA, 2585 nt
Organism: Anarrhichthys ocellatus (wolf-eel)
Lineage: Eukaryota; Metazoa; Chordata; Actinopteri; Perciformes; Anarhichadidae
Gene: tuft1b
Product: tuftelin 1b
Exons: 12
Coding region: 224-1375 (383 amino acids)
Biological process (GO): intracellular signal transduction
Cellular component (GO): intracellular anatomical structure
Source: RefSeq, a predicted model, not a curated record
CCUGCAGCGUUCAACUUCACUACCUGUCCUGCACAGACAGGGAACGCAGCGGGACACGCGCCAGGUGUCUCUUUACUCUUUGCUGAAAAGUUCUGACAACAGUUUUUGCGAAGAGGACGACAUGUAAAAUUUUAAACCCUGACUGAUAGGAAAGAAAAGAAACUCUCCACAGCUAUAAUUUCUUCUUCACUGUUAUGUGUGGGCUCGUCUUUCCACUGACAAGAUGAGCGGCGGCGUGAGGCGGACUGAGGGAAAUGGAGAAAAGGACAACAGAGCUAACGUCCAAUGCAGGCGGCUUAGACUCACUCUACAAGAUCAGGAUCAGUCAGGCUGCACCUCGGAGCGGCACAGCAACAAGGAGAGCAGCAUUGCAGUAGUGCUGCCACAGAAACCAGAGGAGCAGGAAGAAACACUAAUCACUCCCAGAGAAGAACAAAUUGAAGUCAUAAAGGUUUAUCUCGAACCCCGUCUAGAGGCAGCGGAGAGGGUCAAAAUGAUGACGGACGAGGUGUCGCAGAUUCAGGAGGUGAGGUACUGUCUGAAGACUCUGAGACAGCAGAUGGCUGCCAGGCAGAAUGCUAACAACAACAAGUAUCCAGCCAAUGGCUCCAGAGUCAACCUGUCCAGCAGCCAACCGGCUGUCAGCAACAUCAACACUGUUCCCACUGAGUCAGACGCUCAGGUCGGAGAUAAUCAGGAGGAGAGUGUGAGGCUCAGGGAGGCGACCAAGCGUCUGUACGCGCAGCUGAAGGAGAUGGAGAAGAGGCAUCGGGAGGAGAGGGAGAGACUGCAGGCUGAGUCGCACGAGUAUGGUGUUCGUCUGGCCGAGCAGUCUGAGCAGCUGCAGACGGCGGAGAAGCAGUCGGAGGAGAAGGGUCAGCAGGUGGAGGAGCUGCAGAGGCUGCUGGGAAGCAUGGCGAUCGAGAGCCGCAACCUCAAAGACAAGAUGGCGGCAGGGGAGGCAGAGCUGCUGCAGCUCAAAGCAGACAAGGAGGGAGGGAAGGAGAGUGAGCAGAGGUGUGAGGAGCUGGAGAAGGACGUGGCCAUUCUGAAGGAAAAGAUCCAUCACCUUGACGACAUGUUAAAGAGUCAGCAGAGGAAAGUCCGCCACAUGAUCGAACAGCUGCAGAACUCCCGGACUGUCAUCCAAGAGAGAGAUCGAUUCAUCGGGGAUCUGGAGGAGAGGGUGGCUUUCCUGCAGGCUGAGAACAGAGAAAUGCAUGACCACUUGGAGUACUUCCUGGCAGGCCAGGAGCCUCCGCCCCCGACAUCCACUGAGAAGAAGCCAGAGGUUGUUUACAGUAAAACAAUCACACCAACGACACACACCAAGAAAGCCCUCCCGUUCAUCAAAGUCAUCGAGAUCAAGUCCUGAACGGAGUGUCAACCAAAGGAAUGACCAGAUGGAAAAUAAAGUGUAAAUAUAUAUUUAACCACCCAUCGGUAUGUAAAAUGUAGAUCUGCAGUGAUUUAACAAAAGCUGGCUUAGCAGACCUCAUGGUGACAAAGCACAUUGGUCCUUUGGUUAGUACCUCCAUAGUGCUCUGUAUACAUUUACUGCAUCCCUUCAGUGUCAAACAGAAUCUAAAAAAGGAAAGAAGAAUUCAAACUAGGUUCCAAUGGUAGGAGGAAUCCUUAAAAGAUACAAGGAAGGAGCUGUGCAAUGCAAAGAGUUUUACUGAACGUCUUACAUGAUAUACAAAGACACAAAUCUGUGCAGCAUGUGCUUUGUCAGCAAGUCGUAACGAUGCAGUGGCAGUAGCCAGAGUUCAGUAAAGUUCUCUGUGUUUAUUUGUAUCCACCUCCACUUCUUUCCCAUGCAGAAAUAAGAUGUGUGAACAGCUCAAUGUAAAAGGUGGGUCGAGAUUAAAAACAGCUCUGUUAUUUAUUUUUGAAUGUCCCUGUUAGACACACAUUUAGACAAAUGUACAAAUAAUCCACUGUGUUGAGUGUUUCCAGCACUUCUUCAUCCUACAGCCUCUUGACCUAUUGACCUCAGUUCAGGGUCAGAUUCCUCAGUGCUUCGCACCACAAUGCCAAUGGCAGGCAUGCAGUUGGCUAUGUCAUCGUUAAAAUAUGAGUCGUGUUUAACUUAAAUAUAUUUCUCUGUACAAAUACAAUCACAGUGAUAAUGCUAUUUUAUAUAUUAGAAUUUAGACCUUUUUCUUUUUAGCUAUGCUGAUAAAUACUUAUUUGAGGCUACCUGUAGAGAUGCGAGCUGAUAACAAGAUUUAUUUUCUUAUGUAUGCUGCCAAGUGAUGCCUCAACACCCUUAUUACAUACCCUGCCUGUUUUGUGGUAUAAUAUUGCAUAUUUAAUAACACCGGUUCAAACUUACUGAAAUCGUUAUACAUUGUUUGUAUGGCUGUUUUUCUGUAAAAUACUUGGACUCGUGGAUGUACAUUUUGAUAAACUACCCAUUUACUGUGAACACUGUAGAUAGAUACAUUGAAGUUCAGUCUGUUAUUUCAAUAGAAUGAAACACCUGGUUUAUCUGACUUAUUUGUUGUAUCUCUGUUGUUGCAUCUUUACUCUGUGACCUUGUACUGCCACCUAGUGGAGAUAUUAAAGACACUGAAAAAGAA